Equus quagga is the source of this 806-nucleotide messenger RNA. RefSeq names its product rho GTPase-activating protein 33-like. Lineage: Eukaryota; Metazoa; Chordata; Mammalia; Perissodactyla; Equidae. The coding region runs from base 73 to 753 and encodes 226 amino acids. The record is from RefSeq and is a predicted model, not a curated record. The transcript is spliced from 4 exons.
GGUAAUGGAGCGCGCCUCCCUCCCAAAACGGGCUCCCUCCAGAUCCGGGCCAGUCUUGGGUCCCUCUUUCUUAUGGUAAUGAGGGGGGGGGGCGAGAGGGCGGGGAGCAGUCCCGGCUGGGUCACUGCGGCUUUCUCUGUCUCUACCCUCUUCCCCCUCCUUGGCGCGCUCCCUCUCCGCUCUCCCCCUCCCGCUCUUCCAGAGUCGAUCCCGGCUCGGGGCCGCGGGGAGAGGUUCUCCGCAGAGCAGACAAAGCCCACAGCCGCGAUGCGGGGAGAACCCGGUUCUGCGCGCUGUGGGGGCCAGGAUGGGGUGCCGGGCUGGAGGGUGGGACCCCCUGGCAAAAGACGGGGUCCGCUCAUCCUCAAGCGGCAAGCCAUCCCCCCUCAUCCCCUCCCGCCCCCCAGUCUCGGAGAUCUGAGAGGCACCGACUGGGAGUUCCAGGUCAUAGCCCGGCUGUCUGAUGCCCCUUAUUGCCAGUACUCCAGGGGCACUUCCAUGCCCUUCCAGGGUGGACCCAUGGGGCCUGCUGCCACUCUUGCCAACUCUCCGACCCUUGAGAACCUCCGUCAACACCAGGCAGCCUGGGCUCCAGGAACCCCCUCUCUGCCCCAGCAGCUUCCUCCUUGUGCGCGUCUCUCCCAUUUCUGCACCCCAAUUUCCAGAGUGCCUGUGGCCGAGGGUGAGAAUCUAUCAGCCCCCAGGGAGAAGCCCUGUGGAGACCUAUUAGAGCCUUUGCACGGACACCGGUGACUCACAGUGUUCGCGGGAGCGCCGCAUCCACGCCAGCCAGCCCAGAUCCCGAG